UCCCACGAAAUCCCCCCCGGUCGGUCUAGAUGGACUGCUGCAGCGUCUGGUUGUGUAAGCAGACAGGCUGUGCAGGAACUAAUGUACAAGUGACCUAGACUGUUCAUUCAAGCCUCCAUGAACAACUUGAAUGACCCUCCCAGAUGGAACAUCCAACCAGACCCCAGAGGAAGGGGGGCGGGGGCCGGUGAUGGCAACCAAUGGAACUACGCCCUGCUGGUCCCCAUGCUGGGACUGGCUGCAUUUCGUUGGAUCUGGACCAGGGAAUCUCAGAGGGAGAUCCAGAAUGUCAAAGACCAAUAUGACAAGGACGUGUCCACAAUAAAAAGCGAGAUGGAGGCACGGUACCGGGAGACACUGACAGAGAGGCGCAGGGCGGCGGCUAGACUAGAGCUGGAGCUGGAGAAGGAGAGGCAGAGGGUCAAAGGUUACAAGCAGGCCCUGGUCUCACAGAGCCAGCAGCUGAUGGGAGAACGGAAACAGUUACAUCAGGAGCGCGAGGCCUUGGAGGAAGAGAAGCAAAGGCUGGUAAAGUCCGGCGCUGCAGGGGCGGUGCUGCAUGACGCCCUGGAACGAGAGAACAACUGGUACCGGCGAGCCACCGCCACCCUGAAGGAACUAGAAGGUCAGCUCUUAGAGCGGCAGAAUGCCUUCUGUUCCCUCAUCCAACCUCGAGAACAGCGGCUGGAGAUGGAGAAGAACAUGCUGCUUAAGGUCGUCAAAGACCCCGUCGGGGCGGAACUGGAUCUAGAGUCGGACCUGAAGGAUAUUUUUAAGAGAGAUAAGCACUGUGCAGACCUGCUAAACAUGGACAAGAGAAAGAAUGGAAGCCUCAUGUGGGUGUACCUCAAGUACUGGCAGCUGCAGGUCACCGUCCAGAAACACAAGAGAGCUGAAGAAGCCAUAUUUGGAGGGAAAAUCCAGUCUCAAACAAAGUGACAAACACAAGCUGCUGUUUGUCAUUUGACUCUGAAGAAUGUUGAAAGUAUGUGGAUCAGAAAUGGAAAAUGCAUGCAUUUUUUUUUUUUAAUUAUCUUUACUUGAUAAUGAUUUUAUGGAAACACAAUAGUUAACCCCAAUAACAAGAUCAUGUUUAUCCCUUGAAGCUCAGAGUUUUGUAAAGAAGGGAUGUUUUGUCAGGUUUUGAGCAUGCUGGACGAUUACUUAUUAACUUCAGAAGCCCCAGCUAAGACUAAUUAGCUUUAAAUUAACUGUGUGAAAAUGUAGAAUGAUAAAAUGCUCAUUCAGGUGAUAUCCAUAUUGGAUGCACAACUGAUGUUAAAUACAUAGAGAUGUAUUUUUUUUCCAAUUAGCCCUUUGGAAAAGUCUUUGUCAGAAUAUUUGUGUCAAUUUAACUCACAUUCUCUGAGUGCCAUGAAUUACUGCUAGCUACAUAUAUUGUAGGUCUGGAAACGUUUGUUCCUCCACCUUGGGUAUGAAUUUCCCAUAAACUGUUCCCAAUAUGAUGUGAUAAUUACACAUCUCUUUGUUGCUGCAAGUGUCUUCAGGAGAGAAAAUAAUCACAAGAUAAACUACUGUGUUGAACAAAACAGCCAGGAAACAUUAACACAUUGACAAGAAUUAUUUUUUGAAUGUUAUUUUGAUGGAAAAGUCAUCGAAGUCUUUCUGUGGAGAGUGUUGACAACACACAUUAAUAUGUUGAUGGACUAUUGGAGAUAUUUAUCAUAUCUGUGGGACUAUAUUUGUUUUUACUUGGGGUUUCCUCCCAUGUAUGACAUCUCUCUUUACACCAUUUCUGAUACAUGGCCCAAAGCCAGUAGAAUAGUGUGUCUUUUUAUGAUCAUAGGUUUUAAAUUUCUAGUCUUCAAAUGCAGGUUUUAGGGAGACGGGACACUGAAGGUGCAUGCGAGUCUAAAUAAGGAAAUAGAGCACAAAGUAGUUCUCAGUACUGCAACACCUCACCACAAUACUGCAACAAUAAUAGUCAAAUAGCACCCUUUUACAUCACACUUCACCCCCGUAAUGAAAGGAUGAACUAAAGCUGUAGCAUUUCUGUAAAGUUGCCAAGUCUCUCUAUGCUGUUAUGCUUUUUGUUUUGGACCAUAACCUGGUGAUUACGUGGUGGAUAUGAUGCCAUGAAUUCAAAUGUACCCACUCUAACCACUCUGUGAAAUCCUCCUAAUAAAUUCCUGGUUUAAAAACUUAA
This is a messenger RNA of Sebastes umbrosus (honeycomb rockfish), 2167 nucleotides long. It is a transcript of the gene ccdc127a, whose product is annotated as coiled-coil domain containing 127a. The record is from RefSeq and is a predicted model, not a curated record. Lineage: Eukaryota; Metazoa; Chordata; Actinopteri; Perciformes; Sebastidae. The coding region runs from base 118 to 939 and encodes 273 amino acids. The transcript has 4 exons.